UCAUCUCAUCAUAUCCAAUGGCUUCUUCUUCAAUAUUAUUGUAUCACUUACGGUUUAUGGCCUUGCUUUUCUUGCUAUUAAUCUUGGUUUUUCCUAUGCACAUGACACCUCUCCUAUGUCACAAUGAAGAAAGCUUGGCAUUGCUACAAUUCAAGCGAAGCUUUGUCGUCGACAAGUCAGCUUCUUCUCAUCCCUCUGCUUAUCCGAAGACGAUAUCAUGGAAUCAACAAGGAGAGAAUCCAGACUGCUGCUUGUGGGAUGGUGUGGUGUGUGAUCAACGCACCGGCCGUGUCAUUAGCCUUGACCUCAGUAGUAGCCACCUCUAUGGUUCUAUCAAUUCCAGCAGCAGCCUCUUCCAUCUACGCCAACUUCAAAGCCUUAACCUAGCUGACAAUCAUUUCAACUCCUCCCAAAUCCCGUCUAGGUUUGGCAGUUUUCCAAGGCUAGCUUAUCUCAAUCUCUCCUCCUCCAGAUUCUAUGGUAGGAUUCCAUUAGAAAUAGCAGAGUUGAGUAGAUUGAGAUCUCUUGAUUUGAUGGGAGAUUUGGAUGCAUCUAACGCAAGAUUGCUGGAGCUCACAAGUCCUGACCUAAUGUGGUUAGUUCAAAAUUUAACUCACAUUGAGAAAUUACAUCUUGAUAAUGUAGACUUAUCUGUUGCAAUCCCUAAAAAAGUUUCAAAUUUGUCUUCAUUAUCCUCUCUUAGUCUCCGUAAUUGUGGCCUGCUUGGAAAAUUUCCAAUGGAAAUUUUUGAACUACCAAACUUGCAGUUUCUCAAUGUGGGGGGGAAUGAAGAACUUGUUGGUCAUCUGCCUGAAUUUCACCGGAGCUCUUCUCUUAAGUUUUUAAUGCUUCAAUUUACAAAUUUCUCGGGUGAACUACCUCCUUCAAUAGGAAACCUUAAUUCCUUGACUAGAUUGAAUAUUCAUAGUUGCAAUUUUUGGGGCCCAAUCCCUUCUUCCCUUGGUAAUCUUAGUGAGAUCACCUUUCUCGGACUCGGUGAGAAUAACUUCUUUGGCCAAAUCCCUUAUUCAUUGGCAAACCUUACACAUCUUACCAGUUUCUCAAUUUCAGGCAAUGAUAAUUUUAGUUGUGGGUCUUUGUCCUGGCUUGGAAAGCAAACUGAAUUCAUUGGGUUAUUAGUCCAGAAAUGCAAUAUAAGAGGUGAAAUCCCUCACUUUCUCAAGAACUUCACUCAACUCAAUCUUUUAGUGCUCACCUCUAACCAUUUAAGAGGUCAAAUUCCACAUUGGCUAACAAACCUCACCCGUUUAACCAUCCUAAGCCUUAAUGAUAAUGAAUUCCACGGCCCUUUUCCUCAUCAAAUUUCAGAACUUGUGAAUCUUGAUGUUAUUAGUUUGGGCGGAAAUCACUUGAAUGGCAUUGUUAAUUUAAACCCUUUUUUCAACCUCCAUCACAUGAAAAUGUUUGGUAUAUCAGGGAAUGAUUUUACAUUGCUCCAGGUGACCAAUACAAACGCUACUCUUCGAAAGUGGCUCCUGCUAGCACUCGGCUCGUGCAACUUGAGAGAGUUUCCUGACUUCCUCAGGUAUCAAGACAAACUGAAAUUUUUGGAUCUCACUGGAAAUAAAAUCCACGGCCAGAUUCCGAGCUGGUUAUGGAAGAUAAGUAGAGAAACAUUGGAGGUUCUUGAACUUGGUUUAAAUAUUUUUACCGACUUUGAGCAACCUACAUUGAUCUCGCGCCUUCCUAAUCUAAAAUUCCUAGGGCUACAUGGUAACAAGAUCCAAGGUCCAGUACCCAGACCACCACCUUCCAUUGUCGAGUAUAUCAUCUCAAACAACAGUUUCAGUGGAGAAAUUUCUUUGACCUUCUGCAAUCUACCUUACAUGUAUGCCCUUGAUUUGUCAUUCAACAACUUGAGUGGCAUGCUUCCGCAAUGUUUGUUCGACAAGGAGAGCAAUCUACACAUUUUAAAUCUCGAGCAAAACUUCUUCCGCGGAACCAUUCCUGAAACAUUAACGAAUGGAAGUAAGUUGAGGAUGAUCAAUUUAGGUCAUAAUGCACUGCAAGGAGCAUUACCGAGGUCAUUGGCUAAUCAUACAAUGUUAGAGGUUCUACAUCUUGGUGACAAUCAGAUUAGUGACACAUUCCCCUUUUGGUUGGGAACUUUGCCUAAUCUACAUGUGCUCAUCUUAAGAUCCAACAAACUUUUUGGUGUUGUUGGAAGCCCUACAACAGGUUUUGAAUUCUCAGCGUUACGAAUCAUUGACAUCUCCUACAAUGGUUUCACUGGCAUUCUACCAUCUAAGUACUUUCAGAAGUGGAACAACAUGAGAAAUUUUGAUGUGGAUCACUUUUCGUAUAUGGCACAAAAUAUGACUUUGGUUAACAAAGGUGUCAUCCUGGAAUUUAGUUUCGUGUUCCGACAAAUUUACAAUUAUCAACUAACUUUGAUGAACAAAGGUGUCAGACUGCAUUAUCAUAGGAUACCAGAAGUCCUUGUAGGUAUCGAUCUUUCAAGCAACAAAUUUGAAGGGGAGAUCCCGGAAUCCAUUACAACUUUGAAGAAUAUCAAUUUCCUUAACCUCUCCAACAACCAUCUCUCAGGCCACAUCCCAUUGGCUAUAGAAAACCUCACAGCGCUCGAAUCGUUGGAUUUUUCGAGCAACAUGCUUUCAGGAAAGAUUCCGCCUGAGCUGGCGCAACUCACAUUCCUCUCAAUCUUUAAUGUCUCUUGUAAUCAGCUCAUAGGUCCUAUACCACAAGGAAAACAAUUUGCUACAUUUGAGAAUAAUUCAUACAAGGACAACUUGGGAUUGUGUGGGAAGCCAUUGUCGAAGUUAUGCGGAAAUGCAGGUGAAUCACCUCCAUCGCCUUCAACUGAUGAAGAUGAUCAAGGCUCGAGUGGUUCUUCAGCAUAUGUUUUGUGGAUGAUAGUUGCGAUUGGAUAUGCAAGUGGACUGGUUGUUGGAGUUGUCGCUAGACUCAGAUUCACCGUAUCAAAACAUGAAUGGUUUGUGGAAACCUUUCGCAGGAGGCAACAUAAAAGGAGAAGGCUGAGAAGAAGGGGACAGAGAGAAUGA
This is a messenger RNA of Tripterygium wilfordii, 3044 nucleotides long. RefSeq names its product receptor-like protein 7. The record is from RefSeq and is a predicted model, not a curated record. Gene Ontology annotation, molecular function: protein binding. Bases 18 to 3044 code for a protein of 1008 amino acids. The transcript has a single exon. NCBI's taxonomy places the organism in Eukaryota, Viridiplantae, Streptophyta, Magnoliopsida, Celastrales, Celastraceae.